UUAAUUUAAAACAGUGGGGGUGUAGAGUUUACUAUAUUUUUACUACAGUACGAGUAACACUUUACAAUUCUGUAUAAUAUCAUGAGAUUUUUAACAUUAAAAUAGAGUCUCAUCUCUUAGUCGGACAAUAAUAGUUACAUUGAACGUUAUUAAAGUAUCUUAUAAUUUCAUUUUUAUUUCUAGACCUUUACAUAUAAUAAAAUAUUAUCUUAAAAUGAGAUUUAUCGUGACUAUUCUGCCACUAAUAAUAUUUAGUUGUAUUAAAUGUGAAUCAGAUAGAUGCUUUCAUCAAGACGAUCAUCCUUAUCCAUUUUUUGCAUCAAAAACUGCAUACAGUUAUGUGUCAGCCAAACAAAACUACACGCAACCAAAUUGUAAGACAUUGCAAUUGUGGUUAUUGUCCAGGCAUGGAACUCGAAAUCCCGGAAGAGAUUCUAUAGAUAACAUAUCAAAUUUAAACGAGUAUAAAAAUAACAUAACCAAUAAUUCAAGUUUAUGUAAAGAAGAUUUUGAGGCGAUCAAAACAUGGGUUUUUAAUUUGACUGAAAAAGAUCAAAAUAAACUUAAUAGUCAAGGUGUUAUUGAUUUGUCAUCUUUGGGAUUAAGACUUCAAAGUUUAUACAAAGAUAUAUUUGACGAACCUUAUAAUCCUAUAACGUAUAACGUGUUAUCAACGACAAAAGAAAGAUCACGGGAUAGCGCAUUUUACUUUUUAAAAUCUGCCUUUAAUGUGAAUGUUACGGAUAUACCAUUAAUAAACAGCGAUGAUAUAAAAUUAAACGUGUCUAAAUUUCAAAUUGUAAAUGAUAACAAAGAAUUAAAACAAUUUCGUAGUAGUAUACACAUACAAGACGUAAUUGCCAGAGUAUCGAAGAUUUUGGGACUGGAUCAUAAUCUGGCGUUAAGUACAAUAAAAGCUAUGUACAACUCGUGUCGAUACGAAAGAUCGGUGGACUUAAAUUCUCACCCAGCUUGGUGUGCCGUAUUUUCUCAAGAAGAUUUAGAAGUUCUUGAGUACGAUGAAGAUUUAAAGUAUUACUACUUAAACGGGUAUGGCGACUCAUAUAACGAAAGACUUGGCUGUCCGAUUGUGAAAGAUCUCAUAAAUAACUUCAGUAAUAAAUCUCGAACACAACACGGGCCAAAAGGAGUGUUUUAUUUUGGCCAUUCAUCGAACGUGUUUAGUGCAAUUGUUAGACUAGGUUUUGCCAGAGACACAACACCUUUGCUAAGUUCAAACUUCAAUGAUAUGCGAGAUAGAAAAUGGAAAUCAUCAUAUUUGAGUCCUUUUGCAUCAAAUGUGAUGGCCGCACUUUACGAAUGCCACGGGGAGAAAAAAGUAACAUUUUUUGUCAAUGAAGUUCCAAUGAUGGUUGAGAAGUAUGGAUGUACUUUGUGUCCAUGGACAUUGAUCGAAAAUAUGUUUGAUCCCAUUGUAUCUAGCCCAUCUUGUACGUUUAAUGAAAAUAAUUCAUCAGCUUCUAGAUUGUGUGCAGCAUCGAAUAUACUCUUUCUAAUUUGUUUAUUAAAUUUUGUUUAUUAUUCGUAGAGCUUUCUACUAAAAAAAAUUAUAGCUCAAUUAUCUUCAUAACAUUUAAAAAAAU
This is a messenger RNA of Myzus persicae (green peach aphid), 1604 nucleotides long. RefSeq names its product multiple inositol polyphosphate phosphatase 1-like. Lineage: Eukaryota; Metazoa; Arthropoda; Insecta; Hemiptera; Aphididae. The transcript is spliced from 7 exons. Bases 215 to 1549 code for a protein of 444 amino acids. The record is from RefSeq and is a predicted model, not a curated record. Gene Ontology annotation, molecular function: inositol phosphate phosphatase activity; acid phosphatase activity.